Messenger RNA from Eriocheir sinensis (Chinese mitten crab), 772 nucleotides. RefSeq lists its product as uncharacterized. NCBI's taxonomy places the organism in Eukaryota, Metazoa, Arthropoda, Malacostraca, Decapoda, Varunidae. The transcript has 4 exons. The record is from RefSeq and is a predicted model, not a curated record. The coding region runs from base 38 to 607 and encodes 189 amino acids.
CCCUACAACCACCAUCACCAUCAUCGUUGUGUCGGCAAUGAUAGGUGUUGGUGUUCUUGUUGUUCUUGUUGCGGUGAUGUGGCGUUUCCGGCAGCGAAGGAUAUCCAAAGAAGAUGUGAGGAUGCGAUUCCAAGGCGAGACCGAGGUGGUCGAGAACAGCCUGUACGAGACCGUGGAGAACAUUCGCGGGACCGAGGUGGUCGAGAACAGCCUGUACGAGACCUUGGACAACACCCGCAGGACCGAGGUGGUCGAGAACAGCCUGUACGAGACCUUGGACAACACCCGCAGGACCGAGGUGGUCGAGAACAGCCUGUACGAGACCGUGGACAACACCCGCAGGACCGAGGUGGUCGAGAACAGCCUGUACGAGCCCUUGGACAACACCCGCAGGACCGAGGUGGUCGAGAACAGCCUGUACGAGACCGUGGACAACACCCGCAGGACCGAGGUGGUCGAGAACAGCCUGUACGAGCCCUUGGACAACACCCGCAGGACCGAGGUGGUCGAGAACAGCCUGUACGAGCCCUUGGACAACACCCGCAGGACCGAGGUGGUCGAGAACAGCCUGUACGAGCCCUUUGAAAACGUGAGGAAGCCGCGGUGAGGAAGAAGGAAAUGGAAGAGGAGGAGGAAGAUGAGGAGCAGGCGUGAAAACAUGGGAGGGCAGGCAACAAAAAGCCUGCUGGUUCAUCACGAGGCUGCCUGCUUUAGCGACAUGUGAAUCAGCUCGUCAGCCAAUUGAGAGACCUGCGCCACAGACUGAAGCACU